This is a messenger RNA of Chenopodium quinoa (quinoa), 1281 nucleotides long. Its product is annotated as F-box/FBD/LRR-repeat protein At1g13570-like. The coding region runs from base 1 to 1281 and encodes 426 amino acids. NCBI's taxonomy places the organism in Eukaryota, Viridiplantae, Streptophyta, Magnoliopsida, Caryophyllales, Amaranthaceae. The transcript is spliced from 3 exons. The record is from RefSeq and is a predicted model, not a curated record. Gene Ontology annotation, molecular function: protein binding.
AUGGUAGUCGCUAUGACAUAUUGGAGCUACCUUCUUGUUUGUUCUUCCUGUUUUGAGGUUUUUUGGAAUCCUUCGGGACAUUGGUCACGCUUCGCCGGCAAUGAGACUCAGACACCUGCAAAACCACAGAACUCCGGUUUAUCGGAGUUCCGUCUCCGACAAUCUAGAAACAACAAGCAGCUUUGCAAAGAGAGCAAUGAUAUUAUCAGCAAUUUGCCGCAACAAAUAACAGAGCGUAUACUAAUGCGCUUACCCUAUGAUCAUGCUGUGAGGACGAGCAUCUUAUCUAGAUAUUGGAGGUAUAAAUGGGUUAUGCUUCCUAAUAUAAUACUUGACCCAAAGUUCUUUGAAUGUGUCCUGAAGAGGUUUAAAAAUCGAACUUGUGAGGCUUCACAAGCAUAUUCGGAUAUCAUAAGCAACAUUUUACUUCGUCACAUUGGCCCUAUUGUUAAAUUUGUUCUUUGUAUCCCCUCUUGGUUUCCAUUGAAAGCAGACUUAAGUCAGUGGUUGCGAUUCAUUGCUCGUCAUGGCAUUAAAGAAUUUACUCUGGCUAAUUAUCAUGUUCAAUCACCAAAGCUGUCUUCUUGUCUGUAUUCUUUUGAGAACUUGAGGGUGUUGGAACUCUACAAUUGCCAUGAUCUAAAUUUGCCUCCAACAUUCAAAGGAUUUCCUCACCUUAAGGUCAUGGAUCUAGAUUUACGCGAUGCAGUACUAGUUGGACCUUUAGAGGAACAGACCUUGGAAAAUCUUAUUUCCCUUUGCUCGAGGCUAGAGCACCUCAAACUAAAUAUCAAUGCAAGUUUGACAAUUUGUGCUCCAAAUCUUCAAGAACUGGUUGUGAAAGGCAAGCUCUCUAGUCUAUCCCUGAAAGACACUCGAAAAAUAAAACUUUUAGCAAUGGAUGUGGAACUUUUUGAAGAUGAUGGGUUGAAGAGAAGCAUGAAUGAAUUCUUCGGUAGCUUGCUCAGUUGUCAGACACUUGUUCUCGACAAAGAAUUCUGUUUACCCAUGGAUAGAUCAUUUAAGGAAUGUUCUGGGAAGAGUGUUCAGAACAAGGGAAACUUCACACUUCCUUGUCUUAAAUACGUUGUAUUUAACUUUAAGUUGAUGAGGAGCGUGGAGUUAGAGCUGAUAAAACUUGUACUAGCAUGCUCUCCCGCUCUUGAGGUUAUGGCUAUUGUGCUCAAUGAGCUUUUCUUCGAUGAAGAAAAGUUACAAGUAGAAAAUGAGUUGAAGCGACACGGCCGAGCUUCGCCAACUGCAGGGAUUAUUGUACUGUAA